Cucurbita maxima (winter squash) is the source of this 959-nucleotide messenger RNA. RefSeq names its product LOB domain-containing protein 19-like. The record is from RefSeq and is a predicted model, not a curated record. Gene Ontology annotation, cellular component: nucleus. The coding region runs from base 181 to 813 and encodes 210 amino acids. Lineage: Eukaryota; Viridiplantae; Streptophyta; Magnoliopsida; Cucurbitales; Cucurbitaceae. The transcript has 2 exons. Gene Ontology annotation, biological process: positive regulation of DNA-templated transcription; hormone-mediated signaling pathway.
AAGAUUCAAACCAAAAUCACACACAAAACCCAUCUUUGCAAAAUAAAACGAUCAAAUUCAUCAAACUUAGAAUCUAAACAACCAAAAAAAAAAAAAAAAAAAAAAAACACAACAAAUACCAAAACCCCAUUACCAUACAAUUCCCCGACAUCCAACAAAUCCCACCUCCAGAACGCCGUGAUGAGUAGCGCCGGCGUCCACGGCGGAGGACCCUGCGGAGCGUGCAAGUUCUUGAGGAGAAAGUGUGUGAAAGGGUGCAUUUUUGCACCCUAUUUCGACUCGGAACAAGGCGCCGCCCACUUCGCGGCGGUGCACAAGGUGUUUGGAGCUAGCAAUGCCUCCAAACUCCUCCUCCGCAUCCCGGCAAACAAGCGGCUGGACGCCUGUGUUACCCUUUGUUAUGAAGCUCUGGCUAGGGUUCGAGAUCCUGUCUAUGGCUGUGUUGCCCAUAUCUUCUCCCUUCAGCAACAGGUAGUGAACCUGCAGGCAGAGCUAGCAUACAUUCAGGCCAAACUUUCCACAUUGCAGCGGCUACUACCGCCACCGCUACACAGCCCGUCCUCGACUGCUCGCCACAAUCCGCUCCCGGAAACCACCCCUGCCUCCGAUAUGGGUCUGCUGCCUAAUGUUCCAAUGCUCCUCGACCCGCUCCAAACGCAGCUAGGUUGUAAUGAAACGACGAGUAGCUUUCUGAACCCAAUUGAUCAUGAAGAUGAGAUGGAUGAAGAUGGUGAGCUUCAAUGUCUGGCUCGAGAGUUCGUUUCGAGGUAUUUGCCCGGAGUAGGAUUCCGGCCGCCGUGCUCUCAGAUUUGAGAAUCUAAGCUCUUUUGUGGGAUCAACUUUGUUUGAACCCUUUUUUUCCCUUUAUUGGUCUAUUUUGGUCUGAAUCAGAAGUUGGAACUGUUGCUUUUGAAAUGCGACACGUAAUUAUUUUCCCUUUUCGGCAUUUGAGAUUUCAA